Molecule: messenger RNA, 3097 nt
Organism: Peromyscus californicus insignis
Lineage: Eukaryota; Metazoa; Chordata; Mammalia; Rodentia; Cricetidae
Gene: Ldhd
Product: lactate dehydrogenase D
Exons: 11
Coding region: 67-1521 (484 amino acids)
Biological process (GO): lactate catabolic process
Cellular component (GO): mitochondrion
Molecular function (GO): D-lactate dehydrogenase (cytochrome) activity; D-lactate dehydrogenase (NAD+) activity; FAD binding
Source: RefSeq, a predicted model, not a curated record
CGUUAAAGGCUGGCUGGCACGGCCUCCUCCCAUUCCCAGUACUCUCACCUUAGCUGCGGUCUGAGUAUGGCCAUGCUCCUUCGGGUGGCAACCCAGAGGCUGUCUCCCUGGAGGAGCUACUGCUCCAGGGGGUCACAGGGUGGACUCAGCCAGGACUUUGUGGAGGCUCUGAAGGCAGUUGUAGGGAGCCCCCAUGUGUCCACUGCUCCUGCCGUCAGAGAGCAUCAUGGGCAUGAUGAGUCAAUGCACAGGUGUCAACCUCCUGAUGCUGUGGUGUGGCCUCAGAAUGUGGACCAGGUCAGCCGACUGGCAACCCUGUGCUACAACCAAGGUGUUCCCAUCAUUCCAUUUGGCACCGGCACUGGUGUUGAAGGGGGAGUCUGUGCCGUGCAGGGUGGAGUGUGCAUCAACCUGACCCAUAUGGACCGAAUCAUGGAGCUGAAUACAGAAGAUUUCUCUGUGGUGGUGGAGCCUGGCGUCACCCGAAAAGCCCUCAAUACCCACCUGCGAGACAGUGGCCUUUGGUUUCCUGUUGACCCAGGUGCAGAUGCUUCUCUGUGUGGCAUGGCAGCCACUGGGGCCUCGGGCACCAAUGCUGUGCGCUAUGGGACCAUGCGCCACAACGUCAUCAACCUGGAGGUGGUGCUGCCUGAUGGCAGACUGCUUCAUACUGCAGGCCGCGGUCGCCAUUAUAGGAAGAGCUCGGCUGGCUACAAUCUCACAGGACUCUUUGUGGGUUCCGAGGGGACUCUGGGCAUUAUUACAUCUGCCACCCUGCGCCUGCACCCUGCACCUGAGGCCACACUAGCAGCCACCUGUGCAUUUCCCAGUGUUCAAGCUGCAGUGGACAGCACAGUUCAGAUCCUCCAGUCUGCAGUGCCUGUGGCCCGCAUUGAGUUCCUGGAUGACGUCAUGAUGGAUGCCUGCAACAGGUACAGCAAACUGAACUGCCCUGUGGCACCCACACUUUUCCUGGAGUUCCAUGGCUCCCAGCAGGCAUUAGCAGAACAGCUGCAACGCACAGAGGCAAUCACUCAGGAUAAUGGGGGCUCUCACUUCUCCUGGGCCAAGGAAGCUGAAAAGCGCAGCGAGCUUUGGGCAGCGAGGCACAAUGCUUGGUAUGCAGCCUUGGCCAUGUCUCCUGGACGGAAGGCCUAUUCUACGGACGUGUGUGUGCCAAUCUCCCGGUUGCCAGAGAUCCUGGUAGAGACCAAGGAAGAGCUUAAGGCCUCACAACUCACAGGAGCCAUUGUUGGGCAUGUGGGUGAUGGUAAUUUCCACUGCAUCAUGCUGGUCGACCCAGAUGAUGCGGAGGAGCAGAGAAAGGUCAAGGCCUUUGCAGAAAAUCUGGGCAGGCGUGCCCUGGCACUCCACGGGACGUGCACCGGAGAGCAUGGCAUCGGACUGGGCAAGCGGCAGCUGCUGCAAGAGGAAGUGGGCUCCGUGGGUGUGGAGACUAUGCGGCAGCUCAAAGACACACUGGAUCCCCGAGGUCUCAUGAACCCAGGCAAAGUGCUAUGAGGAACUUCAAACACUUGGCCCCCAGUGCCCAGAAUGCAGAGCCCCUGUCCUGGACUUUCCCUUCAUGUCACCGACUUUGCAAGACAGAAUGACUGAUGCUGCCUCUGCCUACCAGGUAUCUCUCUGUAGCUGGGGCUCAGGUGAAGGUGAAGAGGAUGGACUUACAGAGAGAGACUUUCCUUGAUGCCCUUAGCUUUUAGCUCCAGUAGAAAACCCAGGGUGUUUCCCAGUGGAGUUUCUUCCUGGCGAGAUGGUGUGGUUCUACUCCAAGACUAAGAUCAGAUCCCUCUGUGGAGGCCUCUCCUGCUGGUGUCCAGCAUCAUUGUGACUCAUCCUAUACAUAGGGAUAGGCACACCCCUUUUCUGCAUCGGGAAGGAGCCUUCCAUUCUACAUCGUUAGGCCUUCCCCUUGUCCCCCAUCACCCAUGAAUAUGAACUCUAUUUGCAGCUAUGGAUGGAGGUGGAUGGAGUUCAGGCUUUGGAAAAAAGCCAGGCCCAACCUCUCUCUGCUUUUGCAUACUUGAGGCAGAAGACCCACCUGUGGUGGAGGAUACUUAUAUGACAGCUUCCCCAUCGGGACUGGGCUGGAACACUCUCUUCAAGCUGCUGCUACGUAGGCCAUUAGAAAUGGAGAUGAGAUAACCCUGUGUACCACCCCUCUCCAUGGUAUAAUGCAGUAUCCACCAACUUUUACCUUCAAAGUCAGGGGCUUACCCACUUUGGGGCCUGACAGUUUUGAGAUUCCCUGGCCAGAGUGCUUGUCUGGAGGUACGUGGCAGUUGUUCCCCAGAAGUCCACAAGAGGGCGCGUGACACCACAAAUCCAAAACAGCAUUUUUUUUUUUUUUUUUUUUUUUGGUUUUUCGAGACAGGGUUUCUCUGUGUAGCUUUGCGCCUUUCCUGGAACUCGCUUUGGAGACCAGGCUGGCCUUGAACUCACAGCAAAACAGCAUUUUAGGGACAGCUGCAGUCUCUGGCACUGGUAUCUGCAGUUUCCAGCCUUGGGCCAGGUGGCCAGUCUUUAGACCUUUUACCCCUUGUGGGUCCCAGUCAACUGUAGCACCAUCUCCCCUACUUAUAGGUUUUUGGGUUGAAAAAAGCAAAGAAAACGGGAAGGAGCCACGGGCAUAGGAAGCAGCAGCCUCUUGUACCCCCCAGCUCCUAACCACUUCUCCCACCAUGCUCCCGGGCAGACAGAGGCCGCCAUGGUUACGUUGUCAGUCCAAAUUCAGUUCUGAGGACCCCUUCUCUCUGAUGUCUGUCUCAUGGUUCUCUCCCAAACCACUUCAGGAUGUAGAAACCCAAACAUCACUCAAUCACCAGGGAAAGAGUUUUAGUGAACUCUCCCCCAGACAAAUGCUUGCCCCUCCCACAACCCCUCCAAUUGAGUUCUGCUGGGAAGGGUUCCCACACACCCUCCAGCAACAGGCGACUAGUAGGAACUCAAUAAACAGCCAUUUCCCCACAAUUUCUUUUAUUAAAGAAACUUCGAAACAUACAGAAAAGUUGAAAGAACAAGUACACUAUUCACUGAAAUAUCAGUCGUUGAAGAUUCAACAAUGGACAUUUUUGUCUUA